AUUUUUAGACUGAAACUAGAACAAACGAGUACACCAAAACAAUAAUGGCGAUUAAAGGAUAAAAUUGAGAAAUUUUCGAGAAUGUCAAUUAGUUAUAUAUGCAAAAAUAAAGAUGUCUGAGUCAGAAAAAAUAGAGAAAUCUGGGUAUAAGAUAAUUGAUGUUCAGGAAGUAUAUGCUAAAAGCAGGCAUGAAUAUCCGCUAUCGAGAAAUGCUGCAGUAUAUUGGUAUUUUAAUAACUUAAAUAAACCACUACCGCUGACAACUGAUGCUAUGCUUGGUGCUGUUGAUGAAGAAGUUGAAAUUUUAUCAAUUGGACUUAGCAAAGUUCACGAGGAUGAAAUUGCUAAUCAUGAAGACAUUGAAAAUGCUUCCAUUCACUUGAAAAUUAUACCCUCAACAAAAAUAACAUUUCUUUCUAAUUUUUAUAAAUUCGUCAUUGUCCUUGAUAUGAAACCGUCCCUGUUUUCUUCUGUAAGAAGUGAGUCUGAUCUGGGUGUUAAUGAAAUGAUUCGAACUGUGAUAGGUGUAAUCAAAAGUUUAGUAAGCUCGUGUCCAAUAUCAUCUAAAGUUUCGUUUUCACCAAAAGUUUAUAUCACAGUAUUAGCGUUUUGUCCUCAUUGUAAACCUCUAGUUAGUCAGGUGCUGUUACAAGGGGUCUGUACUACUGAAACAAACAUAGAAGAAGUUACAAAAAGUCUUAAAGAACAAUUUGAUAAAUUUAUUAGCAAUUUUAUAGAGGUUAGGUGCUUAAUAAAUGAAGAAUACAAUGGGCAAGACUCUUUCCCAUUAGAUGUUGAUCAAAUGGGAAAAGUACCUCAUGCAUCUGCCCAUCUUAUAAACAUGAUAACAUAUGGAUUUUUUGCAAUGAAUCUAUUACCAGAUGUAGCAAGCCCUGGAAUUGUUAUCGUUUCCGAUGGUGUUUUUAGUCAGCCUGAUCCUAUUAAUUUGGACAAAUUACUUACUCAACUAAGAAAUGCAUCUGUAAGAGUGUUCGUGAUUAAUAUGUCCGAAGUAAACAAUGGAAAUCCAUCGUCUUUGAAUGACUUUGGGGUGCUAUCCUCCUCAGAUUUUCUUCAUUUCUUGACAACAGCAACUGUUGGUGCUUGCUUGUCAAAAAGAGAUAUAGAUUUAAUAGAUAGAACUUCAAAAGAAACUGCUAAUAUUUGCCAAAAGCGAUUGUUUUUCAUUCGAAUUCAACCUCUAAGUUUGUUUGGGGUAGUCCAUCAAUCGAAGUUUGAAUUUCCUCAGUUAAAGAAAAAAUAUAUUGAAGGAUUUCCUGUAAAAGUGAAUGCUGCUGAACUAAUAUCAGUUCGAUUGCGAGAGGGUUAUGUUAUUGAAAGACUUCAAUUAAUACCAAAAGGGGAAGGUCAAAUUAAUGUUUACCUCUCUGUACCGUGGAGGGACUCAGUGAAAAUUGCAUACAUUAUUCGUUCACCUUGGCCGUUCAAUAAUAAUAAAAGUACUUAUGUUGAUAUAUCAAUAGAAGGAAACUAUAGUGUGCUUCAUGAUCUUAUUUGUGCCAGAAAUCAAGCACUACCAAGCAAAUUAUUAACUUUAAUGAAAACUCAGUUUUGGAAACAUUUAGCUAGUCUUACGGAAACCGACAAGCUUCUGCUACAUUUUACGUCCUUUUUGUCAAAUCCUAUAUUCUUUAACAUUCCUAAUAGUUUAAAGCAAGGUGUGAAUUUAUUUGAUUUAGCCAGCCAUCCCAAUGCAUCGUCAACUCCUCAAUUAUCAACGCAAUUAAAUCCAAAUGAUGUAGAACUAAGUGAAUUCGCUGCUUUCUGGGAGCCAACAGUCAUGAUUGAUAUAAGAAUGUGGAGAAAAUGGCUACAUGUACAUCAGAUAAUUCUUGUACUGGAGCAUGAAAGACCUAUUGCAGAAAAUGUAUAUUAUCCUAAUGCCAGUGGAAGAUAUGUAUCAAUAACAGCUCGAAAAGCCACAACCGACAUCACUUUACAUUUUCUUGGACAGUAUUCUUCAUUUGUCCUGGUUGAGAGCCUCUCAUAUAUAAAAUUCAUAUACGAGGAUGAUGAAAAGUCAGAGAAACCUUGUUCAUUUUGCGUUAUAAAAGUGGCUGCUAAUGGUCCACUAUUUAUAUUAAAACUAGCAUUCUUGGGUGGAACCAGUAGCGUAAUUCGUCAUAAGACGUACAAUGAUUUACGUAUGAAAUUGUUAAAUUUAAAACUUCCAAUUUCUGAUAGUGAGAGAGAAAAUUUUAGUCGCAGUAUUCAAAAGCAAUUCAGAAAUGAUCAUUCAUUAAAUGAAUCGUUGGGCAAGACAGGAAAAUCUAGAUCAAGAGUAGGAAGUGCUGUUGAAAUUAACCUUUGUACUCAAAUUAAAACCCCAUUACAACAUGCUUUAGUCAGAUACGACGAUCUUUUUAACGGAAAAAGUGAUAGCCCACCGUCAGCUAGUUUACAAAGUCAUUUAGCCCUUAAAUACUUGCUAUAUCGCCGAAAUAUUUGGACAAUUCAGCCAUGUUCACAAUAUUCCUUAAGCAGCCGUAGUUUAGGAAUGAUUGCUUCAGUGCUUUCAAAGAAAAGACAGAAUGAGGGUUUUAAAUUUGCUUACGGAUGCCAAGGGUUUGUUAAUAUGGUUAUAGAACUAGAUAUGACGGAAAAGAAUAGCACAAUACCAUCUUGUUCAUUAGAAAAUGAUCCCAGAGAAAAUGAACUAUUAUCCUGUUUGGUUCAGUAUGUUUUGUUACCACCAACAUCAAAUAUGCAUGGAACAAGUGAAAGAAUAUCAGAAAAUGGAGAAGAGGAAGACAACGAGAACUCGGAGACGGAUCAGGAAUUGCAAUUAAUUACCGAGUGCUGGGUUGAACCACAACAUGGCUUUGUAGAAACGGAGGAUGACGAAAAGCAGGAUUUAGCAGGAUGUACAUCUCAGGAAAUAACAAAAGCUGUAAUUCCAAUUGAUACACCCUCAGUUCAGUAG
Molecule: messenger RNA, 2944 nt
Organism: Dimorphilus gyrociliatus
Lineage: Eukaryota; Metazoa; Annelida; Polychaeta; Dinophilidae
Source: the annotation of a GenBank genome assembly